Messenger RNA from Notothenia coriiceps (black rockcod), 386 nucleotides. RefSeq names its product solute carrier organic anion transporter family member 2B1-like. Gene Ontology annotation, cellular component: apical plasma membrane; basolateral plasma membrane. Lineage: Eukaryota; Metazoa; Chordata; Actinopteri; Perciformes; Nototheniidae. The record is from RefSeq and is a predicted model, not a curated record. The transcript is spliced from 2 exons. Gene Ontology annotation, biological process: transmembrane transport; bile acid and bile salt transport; sodium-independent organic anion transport. The annotation marks the transcript as partial. Gene Ontology annotation, molecular function: bile acid transmembrane transporter activity.
CGCCUCGCUGAUCAUGUCGCUGCCGCACUUCCUGGGAGGGAAGUACGAGUACACAGACAGCAUUAACUCUUCCGGUGUUAACAGCUCCAGCCUCUGCCAAUCAGAGAGCCCCGUCUCCACCUCCUCGUCCAAUCAGAGCUGCAGCGGGGAGCAGGGCGGGGCCCAGCAGGGGGUCUACCCUCUUCUCCUGAUGGGGCAGCUGCUGCUGGGCAUCGGAGCCGUGCCCAUCCAGCCCUUCGGCAUCUCGUACAUCGACGACCACGCCAGCAGGAAGAACUCCCCGCUGUACCUCGGUACGUCCAGGAAGCACCGCUUCAACUCUGUCCUUUGGUUGUUUUGGGUCUUGGAUCGUUUGUUGUUCUUUUACGACUUUUUGUCCAUUUUCU